UUCUAUCUCUGUUUACUUCUGUCCACAUACUUCGGAGAAUUUUUCAUUAUCAUUAUCAACCAAGCAAAACCAACCUAUCCUCAUAUGCUCCGUUAAAGUUAUAAGCACAGACUUGAAGACCCAUGUCCGGAGGAUGAGUGUGUUCUCUACCCAAAUGCAAAUUCUAAAAGCAACAACAGCCAAAGCUGCAACAUUCAAUCCAACCCUCUUCAAGAAUCUAAUCAGAGAACCCAGUUUGAUUUCUUCAAAACAGAACUCCUUCCUCAGGGGUCAAUUCCAUACCAAACAUUUCCUUGAAAUCACCUCAAGGCAUAAAUUGAGAAGCCAAGCAGGAACAGUAGUUGUGCCUAGUUGUCUUCUUCCAUUAACAGAGGAGAAUGUUGAGAAAGUGCUUGAAGAAGUGCGGCCAGGCCUAAUGGUAGAUGGGGGCAACGUCGCACUACAUGAGAUCGAUGGUCUUGUUGUGGUACUAAAGCUGCAAGGAGCUUGUGGUUCAUGUCCAAGUUCAACUAUGACAUUGAAGAUGGGAAUUGAAACUCGUCUCAGGGAUAAGAUCCCUGAAAUCCAAGAAGUGGAACAGAUUAUGGACACAGAAACAGGACUUGAGCUCAAUGAGGACAACGUUGAAAAGAUUCUUUCAGAGAUAAGGCCGUAUCUUUCAGGCACAGGAGGUGGAGAGCUAGAGCUUAUUCAGAUAGAUGGAUAUGUUGUCAAGGUCCGACUCAGUGGACCAGCAGCAGGUGUAAUGACAGUCCGGGUUGCUCUAACUCAAAAAUUGAGAGAAAAAAUACCUGCAAUAGCGGCCGUUCAGCUAACAGGAGAGUAACACUGAGAGUAUCAUUUUAUUGUUUUGAGAACAGAAAAAGGAAAAGAUAUAAUAGGUAAAUUAUACAAAUCUUCUGCAACACAAGAUUAUAAAUUGCAAUCUUUGCACA
Molecule: messenger RNA, 935 nt
Organism: Macadamia integrifolia
Lineage: Eukaryota; Viridiplantae; Streptophyta; Magnoliopsida; Proteales; Proteaceae
Product: nifU-like protein 3, chloroplastic
Exons: 4
Coding region: 134-826 (230 amino acids)
Biological process (GO): iron-sulfur cluster assembly
Cellular component (GO): mitochondrion; chloroplast stroma
Molecular function (GO): iron-sulfur cluster binding; iron ion binding
Source: RefSeq, a predicted model, not a curated record